This is a messenger RNA of Mustela erminea (ermine), 543 nucleotides long. RefSeq names its product 39S ribosomal protein L32, mitochondrial-like. The transcript has a single exon. Gene Ontology annotation, molecular function: structural constituent of ribosome. Gene Ontology annotation, cellular component: mitochondrial large ribosomal subunit. Bases 1 to 543 code for a protein of 180 amino acids. Gene Ontology annotation, biological process: translation. NCBI's taxonomy places the organism in Eukaryota, Metazoa, Chordata, Mammalia, Carnivora, Mustelidae. The record is from RefSeq and is a predicted model, not a curated record.
AUGGCGUCGACCAUGCUGGUGCUCGUCUUUCCACCCUGGCCCGCCGUCCCGGGACUCCUCUGGAGCUGUUGGAAACUGCUACAGUGGAAACUUCAGCAGACAGGGCCAGGUUUACCCAGUCGUCUGUGGGAAGUGGCAUUAGCAGUCCAAGGUCCAGCUGUAUUUACAGAACCAGCAAAUGAUACCAAUGGAAGUAAGGAGAUUCCCAGGCUUUCAGAUAGUAUCUUUUGGAUGGCAGCUCCGAAAAACAGACGCAGCAUUGAAGUUAACCGCUGUAGGAGAAGAAACCCUCAGAAAAUUACUAAAGUUAAGAACAAUAUUGAUGUUUGUCCUGAAUGUGGUCACCUGAAAUUGAAACACAUCCUUUGUGGCUAUCGCUAUGAGAAGGUGUGCAAGGAGACUGCAGAAAUCAGAAGACAGAUGGGGAAACAAGAAGGGGGUCCUUUUAAGGCUCCUUCUGUGGAGACUGUGGUGCUGUACACAGGAGAGGUACCAUCUGAACAAGAUUGUGGUAAGAGAAUCAGUGAACGAGACAGGAAGUGA